Heterobasidion irregulare TC 32-1 is the source of this 1692-nucleotide messenger RNA. RefSeq lists its product as uncharacterized. The record is from RefSeq and is a predicted model, not a curated record. NCBI's taxonomy places the organism in Eukaryota, Fungi, Basidiomycota, Agaricomycetes, Russulales, Bondarzewiaceae. Bases 1 to 1692 code for a protein of 563 amino acids. The transcript has 3 exons.
AUGCAUCGCCUGUGGUACAGUUACCCGGACUUGGUCUUACGAAUUCUUGCGGCUACUCGAAACAGUGAUGUAUCCCUCUCGGACUUUCUAGACCCCUACGAGCUCUCGGCUGUUGACGAAGAAUCUAGGGACCAACUCGCUCGCUCCUUCAAGGUCGACAGACUGGCGCGAAUGACGGUCGCUGCUAGUGACUUAUGCUUCCGUCGCACGAUGCGCACAUGUGCGCUUGUGUGUAGGGUGUUUUGUGAACCUGCGCUUCGACUACUGUGGCAACGAGUUCCGUUAUUCCACCAUAUCGUUCAGCUGUUCUCUUGUGACGUGAAGGUCAAGAGGUUUGCUGAAGCUUUACCGAUCAUCCAAAUGAUACCUCCGCCUUCUGAAUAUCAUGCAUUUCACAGAUACCACAGGCACGUUCACACUAUCGGCUACUCGGAAAACAUGCACCGGCGCAAUCUAAAAAUCUUACCUGUGACAGUGGCUAGUAUCAUCUCUGGCUAUCCGCUCAAAGCAUUUCCGAACCUAACUUCCGUAGUCUGGGAUGUGAGGUUCAAUGAACAUUUGGACGGUGUCAAAGCGCUCCUGACACCCGAACUCCGUCAUCUUGAUCUACGCGCCCGCCUGGAUAUUAGGAAGCAAAGAAUCUACUAUGCUACACCCACAGACGCGUUAACUUCGGUGGCCGAAAAGGCGCCACAACUAACUCACUUAUCACUUACAGGAUUCUUUAUCAUUCCUCCGACGAUUGCCACCUUUCGCCAGCUUGGCAUAUCACUCAGGUUUCUCUCGGAUCUCAAAAUUCUCCAGCCUAAAGACUGGCAUCAGUCCCCAAACUUCCCCACUCAGCCUGCCCCUGCUGAGGAUGGACCUCCACUAUUUCCGUCGCUAGACUCGCUGACCAUACAUGGUCAUCCUGCAUAUAUCCUCAAAUCCAUCCUCGCUAUCUACGCGUUUCCGCAGAGAUGUCUCUACAUCCAUCUGACGCACAUCCCCACUGCGACUCAUAUCACCCAGAUUUUCAAUGCUUUGGCGAACCAUAGUCGAACGAACACCUUGUCCCAUCUUGAGAUUUCCACCGGCAAAAGUAUCGUAUUCCAAACUUGCUCGGAUCGAGUUCUUUCGGGUAUAGACUUCCGCCCGCUCUUUCGCUUCAAGCACCUGCGACAUCUUGAACUUAGACAGUUAUCAAUCUCGAUCAAGCUUGGGAGCGGUGAUAUCCUUGAUAUGGCCCACGCAUGGCCGCAGCUACAAUUCUUGUCGCUCAACUCGCACCCAAGCUAUCUCGACUUUCCGUCGUGGAUCCCAAGCUUCCCUCUCGCGUCAAUGUACCUGUUUGCUGCGUUUCCAGCCCUUCAAGUUCUGAAGAUACCCAUUCUUGCGCCGGAUAGAGAUGUCGUAUUCGAUCUGAUUCGCUGCUCCUUUCCAACUGCGUCUCAGAUCUGGGGCCUGAACUGGGAUAUAUCGAACAUCGACAGCAACGACGACGAGACGUUUGUGAUCGCAUAUCUCCAAAGAAUAUUCCCAAAACUAGCCAUAAUCAAGAAAUGUGAGAGCGAGCGUUGGAAUGAGGGCCUGGGCGAACUCGUAGCGAGGGGUUUCAAAGUUGGCCAUACCACUGCUCACCGAAAAUGGGGUCUGCUCCCAGUGAUGCCACUUGAAGGGGAGAAGUGGCUGUAUCGAGCUUCUUGCCUAUGA